CUGGUCCCUGCAAGUCCGGCAAGUCCCUGGUUUUCACGCAUGGUAUCCGCCGGUAUCGGUGAAUUGUCCGUUGUAGAAUAAUUAAUCUAGCCGCAUUAUGAAGCUAGUAAGAUUUUUGAUGAAACUCAGUCACGAGACUGUGACAAUAGAAUUGAAAAAUGGGACCCAAGUUACUGGAACGAUUACAGGUGUCGACGUUGCAAUGAAUACACACUUGAAAACAGUGAAAAUGACAAUAAAGAAUCGUGAUCCCAUACAGUUAGAAACUCUCAGUUUGCGGGGUAACAAUAUUAGAUAUUACAUCUUGCCUGAUUCUCUUCCCUUGGAAACAUUAUUGAUAGAUGAUACGCCGAAGGCUAAGGCCAAGAAGAAGGAAGCUGCGAGAGGUGCUGCCCGUGGCAGAGGACGCGGCGCCAGAGGUGGCAGGGGUGGUAGAGGUGGCCGAGGUAGAGGAAGGGGCAGACGAUAGUGAUAUUCAACGUAUUCUUCACUUUCAAUAUACAAACUUUUCUACCUUUGUGAAAA
Messenger RNA from Temnothorax curvispinosus, 525 nucleotides. RefSeq names its product probable small nuclear ribonucleoprotein Sm D1 (gene SmD1). Gene Ontology annotation, molecular function: RNA binding. Gene Ontology annotation, cellular component: commitment complex; catalytic step 2 spliceosome; precatalytic spliceosome. Bases 98 to 469 code for a protein of 123 amino acids. NCBI's taxonomy places the organism in Eukaryota, Metazoa, Arthropoda, Insecta, Hymenoptera, Formicidae. The record is from RefSeq and is a predicted model, not a curated record. The transcript is spliced from 4 exons. Gene Ontology annotation, biological process: spliceosomal snRNP assembly; RNA processing.